UACUCAAGAUAAUUUAAAAAAUGGAUUAAAAAUAAAAAAAACAAAAUUAUUUAUCAAUAAAUAGAGGGUGAGAAAUGAAAUGAGAAAGACUUGACACAGAAAAGAGGCGGAGACUGUAUGAGACCACACGGCGCGCUGUCUGUGUAACCGUUUCUCUGAAUUUCAACAUCGCUUUGAACUUUAAGCGCUUCGGAUGGAACAGUACGAGAAAGUUGAGAAGAUAGGUGAAGGUACAUACGGUGUGGUUUACAAGGCUCGUGACCGUGCUACCAAUGAGACGAUCGCUUUGAAGAAGAUUCGUCUUGAGCAGGAAGAUGAGGGAGUUCCGAGUACCGCGAUUCGAGAGAUUUCUCUCUUGAAAGAAAUGCAGCACAGGAACAUUGUUAGGUUGCAGGAUGUGGUGCACAGUGAGAAGCGAUUGUAUCUGGUUUUUGAGUACCUUGACUUAGAUCUAAAGAAGUUUAUGGAUUCAUCUCCAGAAUUUGCAAAAGAUCAACGGCAAAUAAAGAUGUUCCUUUAUCAAAUUCUCUGUGGCAUUGCUUACUGUCAUUCUCAUAGAGUUCUUCAUAGAGACUUGAAACCACAGAAUCUGUUGAUUGAUCGCAGCUCUAAUGCGCUAAAGCUUGCAGAUUUUGGAUUGGCCAGGGCAUUUGGAAUUCCUGUUAGGACAUUUACACAUGAGGUGGUGACACUCUGGUACAGAGCUCCAGAAAUAUUGCUUGGGUCUCGUCAUUAUUCUACCCCGGUUGAUGUCUGGUCAGUGGGAUGCAUAUUUGCAGAGAUGAUAAACCAACGGCCACUUUUCCCAGGGGACUCUGAGAUUGAUGAAUUGUUUAAAAUAUUCAGAAUCACGGGUACACCGAAUGAGGAAACAUGGCCUGGAGUGACUUCAUUGCCUGAUUUUAAAUCAGCCUUUCCCAAGUGGCCAGCUAAGGACCUGGCAACUCAAGUCCCAAAUCUGGAGCCAGCUGGUCUUGAUCUUCUAUCUAAUAUGCUUUGCUUGGAUCCCACCAGAAGAAUUACCGCCAGGGGCGCUCUUGAGCAUGAAUACUUCAAAGACAUUAAGUUUGUCCCAUGAGUUCUUGGCUUCACGGAAGAGGUGUCUAUAUUAUUGUGUGUAUCAUUUAUGGGUUUUGACUCAGAAAUGGGUGCUAUCCUUGGUAUUUUCUUCAAUGCUUGGACUGAGUAAUAUUUAAUUUAUUGGUUCUUACAGAUUUUUUUAGAUUCAGCUUGAGUGUGAUCAUACUGCCUAUUACCUUUUUUAAAUGUCUUAGUCCCAGUACAAUGCAACCAGCAAAUUUCCUGUUUGGUUGAUGUAUAAUAUUAAUAGACAUUGUUGAAUGGUGGUUGUAGAACAAAUGUUACUCCUACUGGCAUGGAGCAUGUAAAUUUGACUUCCGUUCAUGUCUGUAAGUUGUUUUUAUCUGCUUUCUCGAAUUGGCAUUAGAUUCGUUCAAUGAAACAAUUCAAAUA
Medicago truncatula (barrel medic) is the source of this 1473-nucleotide messenger RNA. Its product is annotated as cell division control protein 2 homolog 2. The record is from RefSeq and is a predicted model, not a curated record. Gene Ontology annotation, molecular function: ATP binding; cyclin binding; cyclin-dependent protein serine/threonine kinase activity. The transcript is spliced from 9 exons. Gene Ontology annotation, cellular component: nucleus; cyclin-dependent protein kinase holoenzyme complex; cytoplasm. Gene Ontology annotation, biological process: signal transduction; protein phosphorylation; G1/S transition of mitotic cell cycle. Lineage: Eukaryota; Viridiplantae; Streptophyta; Magnoliopsida; Fabales; Fabaceae. The coding region runs from base 194 to 1078 and encodes 294 amino acids.